UAUAGAAGUAAUAUGUGAGAUCAUAAUCCACUGUCGUUUUCGUGGAAGAAAACAAAAGGAAAAUUUGGCCUCUCCCCCUUUUGUUCCUCUUUUGAUUCCUCCAAAACCUAUCUAUGUAUUACUACUUCCCACUCACAAACAAAACGCACCGCUCUCUGUGUCUCAUCCAUCUGUUCAUCUCUUCACACCUCUAGAAAAAUCUCAGUUUUCUUUGUUGUUUGAUUCAGCUGGAAAAUUCAUCUUUGUUAAUCCUUCUCUUCACACCCCUAGAGUUUAUUCUGUUUGCUUUUCGUUUAUAAUUAAUGGAGAGAUCCAAUUCCAAAUAUUUCACCAACUUGGUUAACUCAUCCAGCUCUAUAUCAGACGGUGAGCUAUUUGAUGCAUCACAAUAUGCCUUUUUUGGUGGAGAUGUUGGGGAAGAAAUUGAGUUGGGGGGUUUAUUAGAGGAAGAUGAUAAUUGCAUUCCUUCUCGAAAUCGAAAUUGUGAUGAUGAGGUACCGGAGUACCAUUUGUUUGAAAAAUAUGAGGGAUCAGCUUUGGGGUCUUUAUCCGACAUAGAUGAUCUGGCCACCACAUUUUCGAAGUUGAACAGAAAUGUCACUGGACCAAGGCAUCCUGGAGUUAUUGGCGACCGUGGAUCAGGAUCUUUUUCCAGGGAAAGUUCAUCGGCAGCUGAAUGGUCAAAGGAGGCAGAUUUUCCUGAUUGGUUUGAUCAGGAUUUUUCUGACAGUGAAAGUUACCAGGAAAGCAAAAGAUGGUCUUCACAGCCACAUCCCUCUGCUGUGCAUCUUGCAAAGUCGAAACCAUUGUAUAGGACAUCCUCAUACCCUCAGCGACCCCAACAACUUCAGCACUUCUUAAGUGAACCCAUUCUAGUACCAACGUCAUCGUUCAAUUCUUUUCCUCCUCCAGGUGGCCAAUCUCAACAAUCCUCACCUUGCAGCCAUUUGCAUCCGCAAAACUUAUCAUCUCUUGCUGCUGGACCUAAGUAUCCCUAUUUCACUGCUAAUUGCUCUACUUUGUCAAACUCUAAUAUGCAUUUGCCAGGCUUGCCUCAUGGGAUCCAUUAUGGUGGAAACAUAUCACAGUUGAACACCACUGGCCUUUCACUUAAUAACCUGCUGCAAAAUCGCUGGACCAGCCAUGCAGGACUCAUACAUAGGGACCAUUCUAGUCUCAUAAACAGUAUCUUACCACAUCAUUUUCCUCAUCAAAAUGGGUUAUUAUCCCCUCAGAUAAUGUCCCCCCAGCAGCAGCAGAGAUUGCAUCUUGCAGUUCAGCCGACUUUAGGUCAUUUUUCAGCACUUCAAUCUCAAUUAUUUAAUUCCUUUCCUUCCCCGUCCCAUCUGAGCAAGUAUGGAUCAGCGGAUUACAGAAAUCCAAGAUCUAAGUCAUCACAUAAAGGUAGACACAGUGUGCAUUCUUCUAAACAAGCUACUGAUAAUGGUAACCAGAAAAUACAGUUCAGAUCUAAAUACAUGACUGGUGAUGAAAUACAGAGCAUUAUGAAAAUGCAGCAUUCUGCAACACAUGGAAAUGAUCCUUAUGUGGAUGAUUAUUAUCACCAAGCUCGGUUAUCAAAGAAAGCAGCUGAUACAAGAUCAACGCGUCGGUUCUGUCCAAAUAAGGAGCAAGCAUCACGGCCACACAAUAGCACAGAGAUGCAGCCUCAUCUCCAUGUUGAUGCUCAGGGGCGGGUUUCAUUUUCUUCCAUCUGUAGGCCUUGUCUUCUUCUUGAAUUUGAUCCACCGGGUCUUGUUUCCAGUGAUGGAAGUGGUGAGCAGAAGGUAUCUGAGAAACCUUUGGAACAGGAGCCGACACUUGCAGCUAGAAUUACUAUUGAAGAUGGUUUCUAUCUUCUUCUUGAGGUUGAUGACAUUGACCGGCUCCUUCAGUUUCGUCAGCCCCAGGAUGGUGGUGCUCAGCUCAGGCGGAAACGGCAGAUCCUCUUAGAAGGUAUGGCAGCCUCGCUUCAACUUGUUGACCCUCUUGGCAAAAGUGGCAGUUCUGUAGGGCUUACUGCUAAAGAUGACAUUGUAUUUUUAUGGUUGGUAUCACUUCCCAAAGGCCAAAAGCUCAUCUCAAGGUAUCUUUGUCAUCUUAUUCCUGGAAGUGAGCUUGCCAGAAUAGUUUGCAUGGCAAUUUUCCGACACUUAAGAGUCUUGUUUGGUGGUCUUCCAACUGAGACGGAAGCAGUGGAGACCAUUACUAAUCUUGCAAAAACAGUCACUGGAUGCAUCAGUGGCAUGGACCUCAAUUCGCUCGGUGCUUGUCUAGCUGCUAUUGUUUGUUCGUCAGAACAGCCUCCUCUCCGCCCACUUGGAAGCCCUGCUGGAGAUGGAGCCUCUGUUAUUCUAAAGACUGUUCUUGAAAGGGCAACUCAUCUGAUAACAGAUCCUCAGGCUGGUGGCAACUUCAGCAUGCCUAAUCCUGCCUUUUGGCAGGCAUCUUUUGAUGCCUUCUUUGGUUUACUUACCAAGUAUUGUCUGAGUAAGCAUGAAAGUAUUAUGCAAUCAAUACUUGCGCAGACUCCAUCAAACACUGAGGUGGUUGGUCCAGAGGCUGCAAGAGCCGUAAGUAGAGAAAUGCCAGUGGAGCUUCUACGUGCAAGUCUGCCACACACAAAUGAGCAACAAAGGAAGCUGCUGUUCAAUUUUGCUCAGCGAUCCAUGCCUGUUGCUGGAGUUGAUGCUCAUGGUGGAUGUAGUGGACAAACAAAUCUUGAACCCGUGAGCUGCUAGCUGAGUUCUAAGAUAGCAAGUAUAGUUGUACAUCCGUAAUCCUCAGGGUGGUCAUCUAGCUGCUCUUUUCAGAAGCAUGGUAUUCUGAUCCAGAAAUAGAAGGCUGGAGUCUGAAAGCAAGGGUAUGCAUAUAAUAUUAGGCGUCGUUUUAAUGCCUACAGUUCCUAUUCCUCCUCCAUCUUCUUUGUUCUCUUUUCUUAUUUCCCACACCUUCUUUUCCCUAUUUCUUUCUCUCUUCAUAUUCACUUUCUUUUUUCAGCUUUUCCUUGUUCAUUGCUGAAGGAAUAGGCGGGGCAGUUUCUUUUUAACUUUUUCCUUCUGUCUUGACUUAUUUUUUAUGCUCUUUUGGUCAUAACUGCUGGAAGGGGUAGAAUGUACAGGUGGUUUAUCGAGACUUUUGGCAACUGUUGAACUUAGCCAUUUCCCCGAGGUAAAAUGACAUGUUUACCUGAAGUAAACAUUGAUGGCUCGCAAGAGAAUAGGGUUCAUUUGCCAGAAUUAUAACUUAAAAGGAUGAAAAAUGUAAUAAGUAGAUGUUUGUGUUCAUUGAACCUCCCCCCUAAUUGUUUAUAAUAUUGUGUAUUGAAAUGUGGCAUCCUUAUUUGUAAA
Molecule: messenger RNA, 3350 nt
Organism: Solanum dulcamara
Lineage: Eukaryota; Viridiplantae; Streptophyta; Magnoliopsida; Solanales; Solanaceae
Product: protein PAT1 homolog 2-like
Exons: 5
Coding region: 303-2741 (812 amino acids)
Biological process (GO): deadenylation-dependent decapping of nuclear-transcribed mRNA; P-body assembly
Cellular component (GO): P-body
Molecular function (GO): RNA binding
Source: RefSeq, a predicted model, not a curated record